AUGCGAACGGGAGGCUGGACGGUGCAACAGGCGCUCAGCGGCGACGCGGCGGCGGUGCUGAGGCAGGCGCUGGGCCUGGCCAGGCGGAGGGGCCACGCGCAGGUGACGCCGCUGCAUGUGGGGGCCGCCCUGCUGAGUUCCACACGGGAGGGCGGCGGCGCCGCUCUGUUCCGGCGGGCCUGCCUCAGGUCCCACCCACUCCACCGCGACUCCCCCCACCCGCUCCACUGCCGAGCCCUCGAGCUCUGCUUCACCGUCGCCCUCAACCGCCUCCCCACCAUUCCGCCGCCCUCCUCCGACCACCCCGCCCUCUCCAACGCCCUUGUCGCAGCCCUCAAGCGCGCCCAGGCCCACCAGCGCCGUGGCGGCGCCGACCAGCACAACCACCACCACCAGCCGGCGCCGCCGCAGUCUCCGCCGCUGCUGCCCGUCAAGGUGGAGCUGGAGCAGCUCGUCAUCUCCAUCCUCGACGACCCCGGCGUGAGCCGGGUCAUGCGGGAGGCCGGCUUCUCCAGCACCUGCGUCAAGAAGGCUAUCGAAGACCGGGGCGCCGCCCACCCUUCCUCCACCUUCUUCCUCGACGGCCACCGCCGUCGGCCAGAAACCAUCGUCAACCCGAGCAGCUUCUGCCCUCCUUCCUCUCCUCAGGAGGAGGAGGACGUCGAGCUUCUGACGGAGGCCCUCCUGGGGCGGAGGAACAGGAAGAAGAGCAACGCCGUCGUGGUGGGGGACUCUCUCUCCUACUGCGAGGGGCUGGUGGGGGGGCUGAUGUCCAGGGUGAGGAGGGGGAAGGUCCGGGAGGAGCUCCGAUUGGCGCAGUUUGUCAACUUCCAGCUCUCUCCAGCCAGCUCGACGCUCAUGAACAGGGGCGAGGCGGAGACGACGGUCUCCCACUUGAGGACGAAGGUCGACGCCGUGCUCCCGUGGAGCGGCGUUGUCGUCAUCUACGUGGGCGACCUCCGAUGGGCCGCCGGCGACGAGACGACGGUCGCAGAAGCGGAAGCAGCAGACCAUCUGGUGGCGGAGUUGGCGAGGUUGGUGGCGGAGCUCGAAGCGAGAAGCAGAACCAGAAUCUGGCUCGUGGCCACCGCCAAUUACCAGACCUACAUGAGGUGCAAGACGAGGCGGCCUUCCUUCGAGUCCCAGUGGGCAAUGCAACCAGUGUUUGUCCCCUCAGAUGGGCUUGCUCUCAGCCUCCAUGCUCAAAGGUGAGUCCAUCUCUCUCUCUGUCUCUGUCUGUCUGUCUCUCUCUCUACUGUGUUUCCUCGAUGUGUCAAUAUCUCUGCUUUGCCACUAGUGUAUAUGAGGCACCGCCUUUUCUGCUCUGGUUCCUCUUCUCUUGCCCUCUCCGAGUCAUGUGGGUUUCGAGACCCGCCGUCACCGAAGGAGGGAGGAAACCUCGCUGUCCAUGCAGGACUGUCAUUUUCUUAGCUCCUCGUUCUGGCCAAAGUGUCGCCUCUGUGACGAAGCCCACGCUCUUUAGAAACCCAUCCAUACUCGUACACGAUUUUAGGUAAAAAAAUAAAUAAAUAAAACACCCCAUUCUAUUUCUGGAUAUUUAAUGCUCGAACAGUAGAGAAAACCCAGUUGUAAGAGAAUCCAAGAUCUGGUUUUUUUUCUUACCGGAAGAUGUUCAUGUUCCAUGAUCUCUGAUCACCUGUUGCAGCGCCCGGGAUUCGAGGGUGUCGCGGGAUCCCCUCCAUCCGGCUGAAGAACAACAGCGCGAGCUGAUCUGCGGGGAUGAGAGCUCUUCCGGCGUCGAGGGGGAGGUGUCGAUGUUCAAGCUCGGCCGCCACGGCGCAGCAGCUCCGCCGCUCCAUCUCGACUCGGACGAGCACGAGGAUAGUUCUUCGACCCUGCCCUUCUGGUUGAAAUCGCAGAGACCAGGCGCCCAUCAAGAGGUGAGUGCGUUGUUCUCCUUCCUCCUCCGAUUCUAUGAUCCGGGAAGCUCUCUUCGAUCUCACCGAGGGUCUUCCCGCAAAUUCCAGGGUGCUGUGGCUGAGCUGAGGAGGAGAUGGACCAUGAUGUGGUGCCAAAACCUCGACCGUGACCAGAACCAGCCCCUAUUCAGUCCAAGCCUGCCGUGGAAGAACCAGAACCAGAGCCUCUCCACAGUUUCGAGCCCUUCUCCAUUCGCCGACUCGAUCGCUAAACCCGGCGGCGGGAGUUCCAGCCUCCUGGCGCAGUCGGUGAAGGGAAAUGGGGGAUGCCAGGCGCCGGUGGGUUUAGGGUUCAGGACGGCAACCGACCAGUUCGAUCUGUGGCAAAGCCUGAGGGAGAGCAUCCCCUGGCAAUCUGAGACCGUGAGAUCCGUCGCGGAGGCGCUUCUGAACCAGAGAUUGAACGGGAGGAAGGGAGCUUGGUUGCUGGUGGAGGGGAACGACGGCGUCGCAAAGAGAAGGCUACCGGUGGCGAUUGCACAGUCCAUUUGCGGCUCCGCAGAUCGUCUCACCCAAGUAAACCUAGGGAAACCUCAGAUCAGCUCACAUUCUGAGAUGAUCGUGGAGGCUCUGAGGAAGGACCCCGGUUGCGUUGUCUCCGUCGAGGAGAUCCACCGGGCGGACGCCGAUUUCUUGAAAUUCCUCGCGGAGAUGUUUGAAAACGGAGGGGCGAGGGGCCGAUGCGGAAGGUCCGUCACCUCGUCUCAGGCCAUCUUCGUCCUCGCGACGGGCAGCAAGAGGAGUGCUGAAUCCGACGCUCCCUGGCAGAGAAGACUCAAGAACCAGAGAAUCUCCACAAGAGCCCUCGAUCUCAACGUCUCCGCCGAGGAGGAAGAAGAAGACGCCAUCGCUGGCGACCUCGGAGGAGACCUGUGGAUCCCUCGCGGUUUCCUCCGAUCCAUCGCCGCCCGCGUCGCCAUGGACGCCCGCUGCCCCGAUCUGACGAGAGAGCAACCCCUUCUUUCCGACCUCAACCGUCCUUCUUCCUCGUUCACUUCGUCUCUGUAA
Spirodela intermedia is the source of this 2948-nucleotide messenger RNA. Lineage: Eukaryota; Viridiplantae; Streptophyta; Magnoliopsida; Alismatales; Araceae. The record is from the annotation of a GenBank genome assembly.